UAUUUUAUCUAUGAAAACUUUCUGUGCUUCAAUCAGGAAAGCAGGCUGCAGGAGUGUAAAUCUUUAAAUUCGAUUCACAAAUAACUAUUUGAAAAUGAGGAUUAUUACAAGGAAAUUAUGUUCUAUGAAUACACUCACAGCAGAUAAUUUGAGAAAUUAUUUAAAAGGAUGUAACCGCUUCGAAGGAGUGCUGAAAAACUUAGAGGUAAUAAGCCUUGAGAAUGGUAAAUGUGUAGCCGAGAUGGACAUAAAAAAAGAACACACAAAUCCUAUUGGAACUUUGCAUGGAGGUUUAACUGCUACCCUUGUAGAUGUUAUAUCAUCGUAUGGUUUAAGUUCAUUGGAAAAAGCUAAUGUAGCUCAUGUAUCGGUUAAUUUGAAUAUAAGGUAUUUGAAAGGAGGACAAAUGGGAAAAACAAUUGUUAUUGAAUCAGAUACAGUCAGGUGUGGUAAAACACUUGCUUUCCUAGAAGUUACUCUAAAAGAUAAAGAGACUGGAAGUAUAUUAGCUAAAGGUGAACAUACCAAAUAUUUAUUGAAUUCCUCAUAAAGAGUUGAUCCAGGGUGAUAUUGAAGCUUAUAGAAACAAAACACAAUUCGUAGAAAGGAUAUUGUUAAUAAUGUAUAGUAGACAUUCAUGUGUUGAAUCUUUGAUAUUCCAAUUAGAUGAAUAUGAGAUAA
Molecule: messenger RNA, 681 nt
Organism: Harmonia axyridis
Lineage: Eukaryota; Metazoa; Arthropoda; Insecta; Coleoptera; Coccinellidae
Product: acyl-coenzyme A thioesterase 13-like
Exons: 3
Coding region: 95-550 (151 amino acids)
Molecular function (GO): fatty acyl-CoA hydrolase activity
Source: RefSeq, a predicted model, not a curated record